AUGGCCAUUCUUGCCUCUUUAUUUACCUGCUGCUCCUCGAGUGACCGCCCAAGUAAACUUGACGCCCAUACCCGCCAUGCCCGCAUCAUCGCUGUCACCAAUGGCCAACCCGAUCGCUACCGAUGUCCUCCUUCACAGCCCCUGAGUUAUCCUCGCGACAACCCUCCAGAGUAUAAAGACAUAAUCCAAUAUCCCCCAACAGCCGUAGACGAGAAGUCUCUUCCUGUAGACUUUCAAUUGACCGUUGAAGACGAAGAGGAUUCGCCGCCGCCAGCAUCACCUCGUUCUUCCGUCAUCUCAAUCCCCUCGACCCGACUCACGGACCUCACUACAGCACGAACCGGCGAAACGACGCAUCAAAGCCGAAGAGAAAGCCUAGAACAUGUGUGGACUCGAACAAGUCUGCCUGCGUACUCAGAGAGGAGUCCAAGUCCAGCAACCUUACCCGCCACUGCGAGAAAUGAUGAUAGGGAUGCAGUCUGGCAACAUCCAGUUAUGGCGAGUGAUUGGCUUGAAGUAUUGCGACAAGGGACGCAGGCUGUGCAAAGCAGGAACGACAGAUGA
Messenger RNA from Cladophialophora bantiana CBS 173.52, 564 nucleotides. RefSeq lists its product as uncharacterized. Bases 1 to 564 code for a protein of 187 amino acids. NCBI's taxonomy places the organism in Eukaryota, Fungi, Ascomycota, Eurotiomycetes, Chaetothyriales, Herpotrichiellaceae. The record is from RefSeq and is a predicted model, not a curated record. The transcript has a single exon.